Messenger RNA from Funneliformis geosporum, 1383 nucleotides. NCBI's taxonomy places the organism in Eukaryota, Fungi, Glomeromycota, Glomeromycetes, Glomerales, Glomeraceae. The record is from the annotation of a GenBank genome assembly.
AUGUUAUCGGAAGUGGUACUUAGCUCUUCUUCAACGGAUACUCUUAUUAAUCUAAUAGAUUUUCGUACCGGUACCUCAUAUACUUCUUUUAAACAAAAUAAUUGUUUUAAUCAUGCUUUAGCAUUAAUACCUUAUCCCGGGCAAUGUGAUAGAAUUGGCUUAAUAAUUUCUGCCCAAUUGGAUAAAUCCUUAUUACAUAUAUAUUCAUUUCAAAAGGAUCAAGUACAUUUGAAAUUUAUAAGUCCUGAAAAAAUAAUUGCAUUAGCAGUAUCAAAUAAAGGAACCUUUUGCGCUGGUGGAACUGAUAAUGGAAAAAUUUACAUUUGGGAGAUUUCCACAGGAACAUUAUGUAAAGUAUUUGAUGCACAUUAUAAAAAAAUCAGUGUAAUAAAAUUUACUAGUGAUGAUUCCGCAUUGAUAUCUGGUAGUGAGGAUGCCGUUGUAAAUGUAUGGUUAUUACCUAGCAUAUUGGAUGAUUCGGUGGAUGAAUCACCUUCACCUUAUUAUACGUGGUCAGAACAUUCAUUACCAAUAACUGAUAUUUGGUGUGGAAUAGGAAGUUUUAAUACGGCCAGAAUCGUAACUUCUUCAUUAGAUCAUACAUGUAAACUAUGGGAUUUAUCGACAGGAUAUCUUUUAACAACAUUUAUAUUCCCAACAGCAAUAACAUGUAUAAUAGUUGAUCCCGCAGAAAGGAUGUUUUUUGGCGGGGGUAAAAAUAAUUUAAUCUAUCAAGUAUAUUUAUAUAGAAAACGAGAAAAUAGUAAUUAUAACACAUUUGGUGAGGAAAUGAGUUCCGUUGGUGGUGCUGGUUCGAUUCAAGAUAUUUCUUCUAUGGAUGAUGAAAAAGGAAAUUUAUUCAAAGGACAAAAUUCUGCGAUUACUGCGCUUGCACUUUCGUAUGAUGCUUCAUUAUUGUUAGCAGGUUCACAAGAUGGAACAUUGAUGAUAUGGGAUAUUGCAAGUAGACAAAUGAUAAAAAAAUUUUCACAUAAAGGACCUAUAACGAAUUUAUUUACGUUCUUAAAACCACCAGAUUUAAACUCAUCUUCAAGCAAUUUAUCAAAUAAAAUUAUGAUUCAACCUAUACAAUUAUUUCAAAGAAAUACUUUGCAACAUUCUUCUAAAGAUAAUUUUGAUGAUAAGUGUGUUAAUAUCAUAUUGAAUGAUAAUACAAAGGAUAUGACAUUAUUCGAAAAUAAUUUUAUGGGUCAAAACAUCGCAUCUCCGGAACUACAUGAUUUACAAAAAGCAAAACAAUCAUUACUUCAAUUUCAAGUAAGUGAUAAAUCACAAAUUUCUUCAUUACAAUCAGAAUUAUUACGUGUACAUAAUCAAUAUCAACGUGUUAAAGGAUUACAUGAUGAAAUGUAUCAAGAAAUA